Messenger RNA from Vespula pensylvanica (western yellowjacket), 6400 nucleotides. RefSeq names its product histone demethylase UTY (gene Utx). Bases 327 to 4403 code for a protein of 1358 amino acids. Lineage: Eukaryota; Metazoa; Arthropoda; Insecta; Hymenoptera; Vespidae. Gene Ontology annotation, biological process: regulation of gene expression. The transcript has 14 exons. Gene Ontology annotation, cellular component: MLL3/4 complex. The record is from RefSeq and is a predicted model, not a curated record. Gene Ontology annotation, molecular function: RNA polymerase II cis-regulatory region sequence-specific DNA binding; chromatin DNA binding; protein binding.
UUAAAAACGAUCCCGUGUUAAGACAGUCUUACGUCGCGAGAUUCGUCGUUCUGGUGUAACCUGCUUGGCGCGUUGCAAAGAAACGAAAAGAAAAGAAAAGAAGAGAAAAGAAAGGAAGAGAAAAGAAGAAGAAGAAGAAGAAGAAUAAGUUCUCUUCGAAGGAGAAAGAGAAAAUGAAAUUUGUUUUGGUAAAAUAGUUGGCAAACGAUAAGAUCGUUCCGAACGUCGAUCGUUCGGCUUGGAUUGCCAUUAAAAAAUGUCUUCGAACGAUCUUCUUUAACGCGCGCGCGGUGUUUUCGUUUAUAUUUACCAAGUGUAUAAGAAAAAUGGCUCAAGAGACCGACGACAUCAACUUGACUCCUCAAGAAUUACAGAUAUUAUCCGAAUUAGACAGUCGACAAUUUGGAUUUCUUAAACUGAACGCACCCGAGCAGACAAAGAGAAAGGCUUUGGUAGUGCGUGCAAUUAAGUACUUAGAAAGAAUGCUGGUCCAAGCGCAGUCUGAAAAACAACGUAGAAAAGCAGAUAGUACUAAAUUAAAUUCAGAGGAGUCAAAGGACGACGAAGAAGACAACGGGAUUAGCAUUGAUCCAAAGACUUAUUGUAAAUUAGGUCAUUUUCAUUUGCUAUUGGAAGAUUACACUAAAGCCAUGUCGGCGUAUCAAAAAUUCUAUUCGUUAAAAGGUGACUACUGGAAGGAUGCUUCGUUUCUCUAUGGACAAGGACUCGUUUAUUUUCAUUUUAAUGCCUUUCAGUGGGCCGUGAAAGCCUUCCAACAGGUGCUAUGGGUAGAACCAAGUUUUCCACGAGCCUGCGAGGUUCACCUAAGGCUUGGCUUGAUGUUGAAGGUCCACGCUGACUUCGAUGCAGCUUUGAAGCACCUGACGUUAGCUUUGAUCGAUGCAACCACACCUGCUUCCUUCUCCAAACUCGAAAUCAAAUUUCAUAUCGCUCACCUGUACGAAGUUCAAGGAAAAUAUCGUCUAGCAAAAGAGCAUUACGAAGCUUUACUCAAGGAAAAAGCUUUGCCGUCGCAUUUAAAGGCUGACAUUUGUCGUCAGUUAGGAUGGAUGUACCAUGUCGUUGAUUGUUCCAUAUUAGGAGUAACUAGACAACAGAAGCAAGCUAUAGCUAUUCACUGCUUACAAAAAUCUAUUGAAGCUGAGCCUAAAAGUGGACAGAGUCUGUAUCUUCUUGGACGGUGUCUUGCUGCUUCUGGAAAAGUUCAUGAUGCUUUCAUCGCUUAUAGUAAUCUUCUAUACCUUUGUAGAAAUUCCGUGGAAAAAUCAGAAGGAAACGCUGAUACCUGGUGCAGUAUAGGUGUUCUAUACCAGCAACAGAAUCAGCCUAUGGAUGCACUCCAAGCUUACAUAUGUGCUGUACAAUUGGAUAAAUCGCAUUCAGCUGCCUGGACGAAUUUGGGCAUUUUAUACGAGAGCGUUAGUCAACCAAAAGACGCAUUAGCUUGUUACGUCAACGCAUCUAGGGGAAACAACAAUACUCCUAAUUGUACGGGCCCAUUGGUAGGCCUGGGCGGUGCUAAGUCUGGUGGUAAUACUCCGAUGAACCCAUCUUUACAACAGCGAAUAAACUUUUUACAAAGUCAUCUAAGUCAAGCACCAAUGCCCUCUGUUGCUGCCAAGAGGCGGCAAUUGCCGUCAAUAGAAGAAGCUUGGAAUUUACCGAUAAGCGCAGAAAUGUCUAGUAGGCAACAGCAACAACAACAACCCCCCGGUGGGCCUGGAUACAAAUAUGGUGCAGCACCAUCUGGACCACCACCACCUUAUCCUCAAACUCAAGGACAAGGUUUAAAUGCAAAAAGAUUUAAGCCUGGAGAUGAUUCGAUAUCACCUCCGUCUCCACAAAGGCCUCCACCAUUUUAUUUAUCUCCACAACAAUUACAAAUGUUGCAAUUUUUGCAACAAAAUCAAAGCAGUUUAACGCCACAGCAGCAGGGUUUACUUGCACAACUUCAGCAUCAGUAUAGAGCGAUGCAGCAACAUCAACAACAGAUUAGAUUGCAGCAACAACAAGCUGCUCAGAGAGGCCUUAGGCCAGGACAACCAGGUUAUCCUACUGCUUACGCUCAUGGACAGCCAUCGGGGCAACCUGGUGUUAUAAAGAAUUAUGGUAUCCCUCAGCAACCGUUGCAGCAAGGAGGAACUGUGGCUUUACAAACGGGAUUUUCCGACUCAAACGUAGGCUACAAUACCGUUGCAACGGGUAACACACAAACCCCUGGGAUGCCUUAUAAAUCUGCUUCUGAUCCUAAUUACCCUCAAAGACAAUUGACUCAGAGUGGUCAAUUCAAUCAGUAUCAGUCGAACCAAUAUACUGCACAAGGCUAUGCUCAGAUCUCUUCGACGACAAGUAGUUAUCCUGAAGGUUCAGCAGGAAACAAGGACUUAGGUGUCACGGAUCAAGAAUUGCAAGCUUUGCUGUCUCAGAAAGAUAUUGCGACGUCAUUGGCAGAAGACUUGUUAAAACAUUUUGGAUCAGAGGACUUGGACGUUAAAGAAGAACCACCUGGUAUUAUGAACAAUGGUACUUUGAGUUCCGGUCCAUUUUCUCCAUCCAAUAUGGAAGAGAACGCCGAUAAGAUAAAGGAAGUUAAACUGGAAAAGAUGGAUGAAGUUCAACCAUCGUCUACCUCCAAUAUAGAAAUGUUCGAUAAAAACGAGUCUAAAUCAUCGAUUCCAGUGGUCGAAACUAUAAAAUGCGAGGCGACGUCUAGUACAAAUAAAACUGAAUCUAUAACACGAACAGAACCUGUUCUGAAAUUAGAGAGUUUGUGCGAGUCGCAGCCAGAGCAAGAAUUAAGUAUAGAGAUGGACUCGAAAACUAUUAUCGAGGCGUGUAAGGGCCAAGGAUUAAAAGGAGUUCCAAAUUGUUCGAUUCUAAGUGACCGUUCACCUCCACCGGCACCUCCAGAUCCUCCUAGUCAAAGAUUGACCAAGGAACAACUCUUACCACCUACGCCUAGUGUCUAUUUAGAGAAUAAGAAGGAUGCAUUCAGUCCACAAUUGCAAGAAUUUUGUCUGAAACAUCCUAUAGCUGUAAUCCGUGGUUUAGCGGCCGCCCUUAAAUUAGACUUAGGUCUUUUUUCAACUAAAACAUUAGUAGAAGCCAAUCCCGAUCAUGGUAUCGAAGUUAGAACACAAGUCCAACAGACGAGCGAUGAGAAUUGGGAUCCAGUAGUCGGUAGAAAAGUUUGGGGUUGUAUUAGUCAUAGAAGUCAUACAACUAUAGCUAAAUAUGCUCAAUACCAAGCUUCGAGUUUUCAAGAAAGUUUGAAGGAAGAACGUGAAAAGUCUCAGGGCAUACAUACAUCGAACUUAUCGGAUUCAGAUUCGAAAGAUAGUACAGGCGCAGUUAGGCGAAAGAAAAAUGCAUUUGGACUUGCUGGUCGUCCAGGUUCAAAAAUGUUACGUUUUGGGACCAAUGUCGACUUGUCCGACGAGAGAAAGUGGAAAACCCAAUUACAAGAACUUAUGAAGUUACCUGCUUUCGCAAGAGUUGUAUCGGCUGGCAACAUGCUCAGUCAUGUUGGUCAUGUUAUAUUGGGAAUGAAUACCGUGCAAUUAUAUAUGAAGGUGCCUGGAAGUAGAACACCUGGUCAUCAAGAAAAUAAUAAUUUCUGUUCAAUCAAUAUUAAUAUCGGACCAGGUGACUGUGAAUGGUUUGCAGUACCUGAUGCUUAUUGGGGUGUCAUUUGUGCCCUAUGCGAACGUAAUAAUAUCAAUUACCUUCAUGGUAGUUGGUGGCCUUCGUUAGAAGAUUUAUAUGAAGAAAACAUUCCUGUCUAUAGGUUUUUGCAAAGACCAGGAGAUCUUGUUUGGGUCAACGCUGGUUGUGUACAUUGGGUGCAAGCAGUAGGUUGGUGUAAUAAUAUUGCGUGGAAUGUAGGACCUUUAACUGCUCGUCAAUACCAGCUUGCUAUAGAACGUUAUGAAUGGAACAAAUUACAAUCCUUCAAAUCCAUAGUGCCAAUGGUUCAUCUAUCUUGGAAUUUAGCUAGGAAUAUCAAAGUGUCGGAUCCAAGGCUAUUCGAAUUGAUUAAAAAUUGUCUUUUAAGGACGAUGAGACAGUGUUGUUUAAUAUUAGAAUUUGUAAAGAGCAAAGGUGUAGAAGUUCGAUUUCAUGGACGUGGAAAGAACGAAGCGUCGCAUUAUUGUGGACAAUGCGAGAUCGAAGUUUUUAAUAUCCUAUUUAUACGCGAACAAGAGAAACGUCAUGUCGUGCAUUGUAUGGAUUGUGCACGGAAACAAGCACCAUCGUUGGAAGGAUUUGUUUGUUUAGAAGAAUACAGAAUGCGAGAUUUGAUGGAUGUUUAUGAUGGAUUUACUUUGCACACCUCGUUAAACGCUCCUUCGUUAUCAGGACAAACCAGCCAAUCCUCCUGAGGUUACAUGCAACACAGAUAUUUGGACUUCUUGGGCACUUUACAGUGACUUAGAUAGUACAAUUUCUGUGUAUAAUAUAUAUAUAUAUAAAUAUAUAUAUAUAAAUAAUUAAUCUAAUUAAUAAUAAAUCUGUUAGUAAUCACGACGUACCUGAGAGCUAAAAAAAAAGUAAAGAUAACGACGACGAUGAUGAUAUAUGUGUAUAUAUAUGUUAUAUAUAUACACAUCAUACACCAUGAGAAAAAAUGAAAGAUAAUCUUUGUCACAGAUAACUCCAAUAGUUAUCUUUUUAAUCUUUCUUUAGAGUACCAUUUAUAUAAUAGUAAUAAUAAUAAUAAUAUUAAUAAUAAUAAUAAUAAUAAUAAUAAUUAAUAAUUAGUUCGAUUGUUUGAAAUUUUCAAGAAUUUCGUACUUUCUAAUUCUAUUUCUCCGAGCUCUCGGGUAUGGUUCUAUUGUUGAAUUCGAGAGAAGACUGUUUUCAAUUGUAAAUUAGUCGAAUGAGAGGAAAAUGAUAAGUGUAUGUAAAGAAUGAAGAAGACAAAGAAGGAGAGAAAAGGAUCGAUAACGAAGGAGCGCGCGCUUGUAUAUUAGUUACCAAAUUCGAUUAAACAUUAUUAAGAUUAAUCCGAAUUUAGAAUUAAUAAUGUUUAGUAAAAAUCUAACGAAGAAAAAAAAGAAAAGAAAGAAAAGGAUCUUGCAUUCUUUUGAACUGUUUAUUAUAUAUAGUUAAAAGAUUAAGUGAUAAGUGAUUUUUUCUCUUCGAUCUUGUAAUUAAUUAAUUUUUUUUUUUUAAAUCUCUCUCAUUUUACUUCUCAUAAUUAAGUCAAACGAAUGAGUUAAAAAAAUUUGAUCAGAAAAAAAAAAAUAAUACUAAAUUUUGCGAGAACAUUUCACUGCCAUGGAUUACGUUGGAGAACAAUGUUCUCAUUUAUUAUUAUAGUUCAAAUUCAUAAACUAUUAUUAAGUAUCGUUAACUACUUUUAAAUUGAUUAGAAUAUCUAAUGAAUGAUAAAUAAAAGUAAUUUAAAUAAAAGGAAGAAAAGGGAAAGAGAGAAAGAGAAAGAUAAACGACAACAACUGUUUGUGAAACGUGUGUCGAGAAGAGAGAUUAUUAUAUUAUUAUUAUCAUUAAAUUGAUUUUUAUGAAAUCAUUCUUGUAUAAAAGUGGUGGCAUAUGACAAUGCUAAAGUUCUAAUCUCUACUGCCUAGAAUGUAUAAUAGCUAAUAUUAUUUUCUACGUCCAAACAUAACGAUGAGAUCAAAAAAUUAAUAGGAGAAUUGGUUGUACUAUUCGAAAAAAAGAAGAAAAAAAAAGAACAUCUUUUCUAAACAUCAGAAAAUGAUUAGGAUGGCCUUCAGAAAAAUAAAAUAGGACGAUUAGAAUGUUCCAAAGAGUGAUCCAUAUAAAGUGUUACAAACCAUUUUUGUUUUAAUUUAUAAAAACUAUUCGACUUAAAAGAAGAAACUAUUAUUCAAUAGAAAUGUUCAUUAAAUUUCUAUAAUCUUGUAAUUAAUUAAAAUGGAAUGAUGUAAUUAAAAUUGUUUAAUAUGUUAUUUAUUAAAAAUAUUUUCUAACGUUUUAUUUGGAUCGCUCUUCAAUUGAAAACUAUUAGCAUGAUUACGAAUUAGAAAAAUAUUAUACGAGAGUGGCAUUGUAUAAAUAGAAAGACUAUUCAUUUGUACAGUUUAUUCAAACGUCUAACGAUAAUCUAAAAUUGCAAAGGAGGAGAGAAUUAAUAUAGAAAACACGUACCUUCUUCACAGUCUCGUCAAUUCACUGCGGCGUUUUCUUUUUUUAAAUUGAACGCUUUGAACAUACAUACGUGCCAGAAAUGAAUAAAUAAAAAAAAAAGUAAAAGAAAAAAAAGAGAUGAAUAAGCAAAGAAAUGAAUGAGUAAAAAAAUAAAAUUUUAUGUACUACGAGCAAUUUACAAUUUCGUCGAAAUAUAAUGUAUUUUUCGCAAAGAGAUGAAGAAACAGAGAGAGAGAGAGGGAGA